AUAUUUACCAUGGUUAAGCGUCAUAGCAUAUAUUUGGAUGUUUAAGCUCUAUCGCAUAUUGCAAUGAUUAAGAAUUUUUUUUCGUCUUUCCAGUUUAAAUUCAGUAGUUGGUUACUGCAAGGGUACCCACAGGAGUUCAAGGUUGCAAAUUGUACAUCCGAAUGCGACUGCUCAAAUGCUCUUAGUUUCCGAGAUGUGACGGUUUUUGUCUUUUUCUUAAAUGUUCAAAGAACUAGGGUAUAAAAAUUUUCGUAAAAUUUUAGUUCCCCAUAAUUAUAAUGAGGCUCUGUCAGGGAGGGCACUCUUAGAGGUAGCGAGCUUUUCCUCUAAAUAUGACUGCUUAAAUUCUCGCAGUUUUCGAAAUAUGUCAUUUUUAGUGAUUUUUUUUUCAAAAAAAAAUUCAGAAAAUUAAAAUUAAAAAGUUCCUAACCCUGUAGAUGGGGGCUGUCUGAGUACUCUCAAGGGUUGCAAAUCUUGUCCCCGAAUAUGACUGCUCAAAUCUAAGUAGUUUUUCAGAUAUGACGUUUUUGUGAUUUUUCAAAACUUUUCUAAGAACGCUGAAGUUUGUAGUUUCUUGAAAUUUGACAUUCAGAACCCUGUGGUUGGAUACUGAGAGUACUCUCAAGGGAUGCAAAUCUUGCUCCUAAAUAUGACUGCUCAAAUCUAAGUAGUUUUUCAGAUAUGACGUUUUUGUGAUUUUUUCAAAACUUUUCUAAGAAAACUGAAGUUUUGCAGAUCUUGCCUCCAAGUACGACUGCUCAAAUGCUCUAAGUUUCUGAGAUAAGACGUUUUUCUGUCCUUUUAUAAAUUUUCAAAGAUAUGGUUUUUCAGAAUUUGAAUUAAAAAAAACGUAAAUAAAAAAUUUUUAAAAUUCGAAUUUACCAGCCCUGUAAUUGGGUGCUGUCAAUUUCGAGGCACCGGGCUUCACGCUAGUUUUAUUUAAAAAAACACAUGUGUAUUUUCACGUUAGUAUGUGACGUUUUCCUUACGAAAAUCUGUGCUUGUUAAUUAUUGUAAUCCAAAUUAUUCAUUUCAAAUAGAAACUGAAGUUGAAACUCCAAUGAAUUUUUUUUCGUGAUAUUUUUACGCUUGCGAUUAGCAAGCGUUAUAAAAUCGGAAUAUAGCUUUUCGGGUUAACAGCUUGUUUAACAGAAUCACUUGGUUUAUAAUGAAUUCAAAAUUUCUAAGCAUCUCUGGCACACUUAGUCUGAAGGUAACGAAUACGCCGGGGACGGCAAAGGUCUUGGUUUGAAUCUUACCUGGACUUGUUUUAUUUUCAAACUGAAAAACGUCCUUUUCAAAAAAUAUUGUCGUCGUAAUUUUGUCUGCUUAUGUUUUGUCGGCUUAGUUGCCAUUUUGUAGAAUUGUUAAUUUUUUUUACAUUAUAUUGGUUUAAGCGUUCUGAUUUACCUCUGCUGUUCAAACUGGAAUAUAUUGUAAUUUUACUAAACUUGAGUUCGUAUGUUCUCUUUUUGUAUUGCAAGCCAGCUUACAAGUGAUGAGAUGCUUUUCUAGCUGGCAAUUUUUUUUGAGAUUUCUUUCAGCUAUUAGUCAUGCCAGUUGACUAUCGCAAGUGGGACCAUAUUGAGGUCUCCGAUGAUGAAGACGAUACGCAUCCCAACAUUGAUACACCCAGUUUAUACAGAUGGAGGCAUCAAGCCCGCGUUGAAAGAAUGGAGACAAUGAAACAAAAAGAGGAAAACUUUCAAUUUGAAUGGAAAGAAUGGGAAUGUGACUAUAGAAAGGCUGAAAGUGAGUUAAUGGAAGCUAAGAACAGCAACCAGGAUGAUAAAGUUCAAAAGUUGGAGGCAAAAAUCAAUUCUUUGAAAGAGAAGAAACGUGAGCUCGACAAGAAGAAAGAAGAAUUGGAAACUGAAAAGCGAAAGCAACCCUUAAAUGUAGACACACUAUCUACUCCAGGCUUCACAUCAUCUCGUGUCAACACAGCUUCGCUCGAUCACGAAGACAGGACUAAGGAGAUAUCAGAAGAUGAAAAAGCAAAACGCCAAAUAGAGUUCAAUAAAAAGUGGGGUAAAAAGAUUAAAGAGUUUGGAAUGAUGAACAAGCCGACUGAUAGUCAAGCUUUUUUGACAAAGAACCCCGAUCUCGUAUGCGAGGAAACGGCUAAUUAUUUAACUUUGUGGUGCAUUGACUUAGCUGUAGAAGAGAAGUUUGCGCUAAUGGAACAAGUUUCCAGUCAAGUUAUUUCUAUGCAAUAUAUGCUAACAUUGGGAAAAGAAUUGAAACUGGACCCUAGAGCUGCAGUGAGACCAUUUUAUGACCGUUUGAACAAAGUGAACCAGGAGUACAUGGACGUUUUCAAUGAUGAAGUGAGUGCAUUCCGAACCAGAAUCAGAAAUCGGGCCAAAGAGAGAAUCGAAGAAGCGAUGAAAGAAGUAGAAGAGGAGGAAAGGCAGAAAAGACUUGGGCCCGGAGGCUUAGACCCCGUUGAAGUGUACGAAGAAUUGCCAGAUGACCUCAAGAAGUGUUUUGACACGAAGGAUAUUCAGAUGUUGAAAGACACUUUUGAAAAGUAUGAACCAGCCGAGGCGCAAGUGUUGCUGAAAAAAUGCAUUGAUAGCGGACUUUGGGUACCCGACAAGAAUGCAGCGGCUUCUGAGGAAAAAGAGGACGAAGAAACUGCAGUUGAGGGUCAAGGAGACAAUGAAUACGCAACUGUUUCGAACGAAGAAAAGGCAGAUUUGGCAUAAUUUUGAUGAUCUAAUUUAAGCACAAAAAGAGAACGUGGAGGCACUGCACUGUUUACCAACUGAAUGAUACCCUAAAUUGUAUUUUGCUUGAUAUGUUGAGAUUUUUUUUACCAGUAGUCAAUUUUACGAUAAAUAUGUCAAAUAUUAUUGUUAUGUCAGAUUAAUUUGAUAAAGUUAAACA
Symsagittifera roscoffensis is the source of this 2892-nucleotide messenger RNA. RefSeq names its product hsp90 co-chaperone Cdc37-like. Gene Ontology annotation, molecular function: heat shock protein binding; protein-folding chaperone binding; protein kinase binding. The record is from RefSeq and is a predicted model, not a curated record. Gene Ontology annotation, cellular component: cytoplasm. The transcript is spliced from 2 exons. Gene Ontology annotation, biological process: protein stabilization; protein folding. The coding region runs from base 1554 to 2711 and encodes 385 amino acids. Lineage: Eukaryota; Metazoa; Xenacoelomorpha; Acoela; Convolutidae.